CAGGUGUGCAUAGCCCCUCAGGCGGGGGCCUCGACUCUGGAAGGAAGCUCAUGAAUGCAGAUUGGCCAAUCCUCCCAAGUACCUUACAAACCAGAACUUCAGAAAGUUGAUCGUGGCAGACGCUUAUAGCAGAUGCUUUUCUACUUCAAGCUGGCUAAGCUGGUUCUAUGGUUAACCAAGAAAGGGGUAGGUGUGCAUCCCAGCACAUGAACUGUUGGUUUGACAUUGUUUGGACUUUAAGUUUGGGGACGAAAGUGUGAUUUCUCUCCAUAGGACUUGGUUCCGCCCGCCAUACCUUCUGCGAUGCUGGCCCAUAAAGCUGGAGAGGUUGGCACGUCAGGCAGAGAAGAGGCUUACUCUCCAGCUUCGCAUAACCACUUUCUAGAAGCAGCGGGGAACCUCUCCGUUGUGAAGACGGACGAUGACCUGAAGCAGCUGUUGAAGAAGUCAGGCAACAGGCCGGUGGUUGUGAAUUUUGGAGCCUCUUGGUGUGAACAUUGUAAGCUCAUGGUACCCGAGCUCGCCAAGAUUAGUAAAGAGUUCCCAAAGCCGCUCUACGUCGUCGCUGACGUGGACCUUCUGCCGGAGACGUCCAAGCACGUAAAGUACACACCCACGUUCACAGUGUUUCACCGGAGCCGAAAGAUAGACGAGUUUUGGGGGUCGAACGUCCAAAAGCUGAGGGACCAUAUCUGGUUGCACGAAGAUUUGUGUGAUCCUCCCCUUCCGAAAGCAGUCCCCGCAAAGAGGUGACAUGAAGCACUGAAAAGGCGUGAGGAUUACUUGUGAAUGAUGGGGGCUCCAAGAGUAUAGCAGAGCAGAGCCCCAUUCAGGCUUUUGCUUCCGGACUUGCUGACACCAAGGUACUCCAAUGGCAUCUUAGCAUGGUCACGAGCGUGUGCCAGGUGUGCCGAAGGUUCCUCAGUACGUUGCUCAAACCUCAUAAAGAGAUAGUUAACAACAUUGAAUAUACGUAGAUCGAGACGAUGGAUAUUGCCGCAAUAUUUAAUGCACUGAAACUUGAGAUCUAGACAUACGAACAACAAUUUGAGUAUCAUGUACUGGUUCUUCCUAUUGGCCUUGGGCACUCAGAUCUGAUAAUAAGACAUUUGGAGGUUUUAUCUGCACUAUGUCUAUACAUCCAUUACGGAUUGUGAUUG
Messenger RNA from Klebsormidium nitens, 1160 nucleotides. The record is from the annotation of a GenBank genome assembly. NCBI's taxonomy places the organism in Eukaryota, Viridiplantae, Streptophyta, Klebsormidiophyceae, Klebsormidiales, Klebsormidiaceae.